UCUCAGUCAAUUAUUCGAAUCUCAAGGACGUUACUUCUCUCCUGCGACCCUUGCAGACUACGGGAAACAGAUGUUGGAUGGCAUUCAACAGAUGCACGAACGGCAGCUCUUGUUCAUCGAUGUGAAGCCCGAGAACUUCAUGCUCGGCUUGCCCGGCACGCGUGCGUCGAAGCGGGUCUUCCUCGUGGAUUUGGGUCUGGUGGAAAAAUACACCGGAAGCAACGGAGUCCAUAAACCACAGGAG
Messenger RNA from Nannochloropsis gaditana CCMP526, 244 nucleotides. Its product is annotated as serine threonine protein kinase cki3. Gene Ontology annotation, cellular component: nucleus; cytoplasm. Gene Ontology annotation, molecular function: protein serine/threonine kinase activity; ATP binding. The transcript has a single exon. The record is from RefSeq and is a predicted model, not a curated record. The annotation marks the transcript as partial. Gene Ontology annotation, biological process: signal transduction; peptidyl-serine phosphorylation.